AUGUUCAAAAGAGUCGCUUCUGCUGUGGGAAGUAAAAAUCGCAUCAGCAGCAGUAUUUGCUGCCAUUCGGCUUGUACGAUGACGAGUACUACCACCUCCGUUAGAAACAACACACAACAACAACAACAAAAACGACUCUAUCAAACUACUUCUUCUUCUAAUAUUUUCAAGACCACAAAGCCUGUCUUGUCUUUGAAGAAACAACUAGGAGUAGAGUCGAAGGUAGCAAAGGAAGAACAAGCUGUAUCAUCAGCAACCGUAGCCGAGGACAUGGAGAAUCUUCAGAUGGAUGCUCAUCCAAGAGACUUGAAUAGAACAAUUCUGGAUGAAAUUUACUCUGGAGAACUCUUUGAUACCUACAAUAGAAUGCCUUUGCUCAUCAAAAGAGAUAAAAAGCAAGCUGAUGUUCCCUAUGUUGAGGAACCAGACCUUGCUCCUACUUUUUCGGAUGAAUUUGGGUUGGGUCUCAAGGAAGAAGACGAAGAGGAAAGCAUGUUUGAUGGUAAUGCUAUUGCUGAUUCAUUGGAAAAGGAGAUGAGAAAGGGAGAGCAAUAUGAAGAAGAGAAGCCAAGAAAGGGACACAAACAAAUUAGUUAUGUCGAGCAAGUAGUAAAAGAUACGGAUCAAUUUCUCAAAGAAACUGAGGAGUUCAUACUUACUGAAGAGGAAGAGGCUGAUUUUAAACAAGUUCAAGAGGAGGUGUAUGCCAUUGAUAUGAAUGAAUUGAAAAUCAUUGAAAAGGUUGCAGAUAGGCUUUCCAGUAUGGGCAGCAGAGUUCCAAAGAACAUUUUGAACCCAAAAACUGAAAAAAGCAGCGAAGAUGUUGCAGCAACACUUUCCGAGUUUUCCAACCUGAUUAACGAAAUGAAACCACUUACAAUUGCUACAUUGUCUAGCAUGGAUUCAAACAACAAUCUCUAUCCAGCACACGACUCCACCUAUGUGAACUAUAUGAACGGCAUUGAUGAGAUUGCAAGAUAUCUCACUUAUCUCGAAUUGAAGAAUAAUCAGGGAAAAAUUACUGAGGAUCUUGUACAGCAAGCUAAGCUCUUUGGUUUUGAUGUUUAUGAGCUUCAAAAAGAAUUUAAUGCUGGAAAAACUGUAUCACCUCCAGAUAAUUUUAGAAUUUCAUCAGAACAAGAAAUUGAAGAACAAAUGCGUGAGCUUUUGCAAGUUCCAAUGCCAGAAUCAUUGGAAUACCUAACAAAAGAGGAAGAAGAUGAACAAUUGCAAACGAAAGAGGAAAUGACCGUAAGCGAAGAAGAGGAAGAAGAAGAGGGAGAGGCUAAGGAGGUUGCAGGAGUAGAAGAGGUUGGACAAGAAGAUGUUGAAGAGGAAGGAGUUGAAGAUGAAUUUGAUGAGGAAGAAGAACCAGAGGAAGAAGCGGAAGAGCGUCAAGAAAAAGAAAUUAAGGAACGAUAUAACAAUACUAAUUUGAACUUGACUGAACAAUUCGAAGUCCAAAUGGGUAACUCAGAAAAAGUUAAUGCAGUGCUAGAGGACGAAAGAAGUAAACAAGCUCCAGAUGCAACAAGCACGUAUACUAACUUCAGAAAUAAGCCAAAGUUUAACGAAAAAUUCUCCAUUCCAACCUAUGUGAACAAUGAAGACAUGAUGAUUGCCAAAAAGUGCAACGUAUUCGACGUGGCAAAACAAUUUGGAAUUAAGUUAGAGGAUGAUUCAUUACUGCCAGAACUUUCUGAUUUGACACCUCAAGAAAAAUCAGAUUUUAUUGAAAAGCAAUUAGAAUUUGCUGAAAUGCCAUUCCAGUCGGUACAGGCUCAAAGAAAGGAAAUCAGAGAAAGACAGGCUGAAGAAAAAGGAGAAGAGAUAAAGACUGAGUACGAUAAGCUCGACGAAUAUUUGGAUGAUGAGGUCACUCGUGCAUUAGAAUUAGAAGAACUUCCAAAAGAAAUAGAAGAGGAAGCAGAAGAUCAAGUCACAGAGGCUCAAUCAUUUGUGGAUACAGUAGUACUCAAGCAUGACAAUCCAUACGAACCAUUCAUGCUUGCCACCCAUCCUCAUUUAUUUGUUAAUGCUGAUGCCAAUUUUACUGAGACCGAUGUUGGAAGAUUGUUUGUUAUUACUCCCGAAAACCACAAGAAGUACUUCUCCAUCACUGGAACAGGCGGAGACUUGGAUAAAACCUUUGCCCAAAUUUUGCAAAGGGCUUUACUUGUAAGAGAGCCAGUUUUACCAAUCAUUAACGAGAUCCAAAGCUUGGCAAAAAAUAAGAGAAAACAAACAACAGAUCCUGGAUAUUUAUUUACGGGUAUUCAAGGCAGCGGAAAGAGCGCCUGCUUGGCAACAUGUGUGUACAAUGCAUAUUUGAACGGUGUUUUGGUUGUUCAUAUACCAUCAGCAUAUCAUUGGACCUAUGGCAUUCACUUUGUUGAGCCAUCACCAGUACUACAAGGAUACUUUGAUGCUCCACUUCCAACAAGAGAUUUUUUGAAGGCCUUUAUGUCAGGAAACUCUGAAAUUUUGAAGAAAAUGAAGUUAAGCAGAACAUUUAACUUGCCUUUAGAGUCCGGACAAAAGAUGCCAACUACAUUGUACGAACUGUGCGAAUAUGCUCUCUUGAUGGAAAGCAACAUUUCUGUUAUCUUCAAAUUCGUAAUGGACGAAUUAAUUAAUGAUAAGGAGACUCCAAUGCUAUUUGCAAUUGACGACUACAAUUUCUUGCACGACUAUACAUACUACCACUAUGGUAACCUUGAUGAUUUUACCACUGUUCCUCCACAAAGAGUUCAUGCAAAGAAUUACACUCUUGUGAGAGCCCUCAACAGAAUUAUUCAACAAAAUGCUCCAAAUAAGCUCGUUGUUGCUGCUAACACUAACAAAAAUAAGACUCCAAAUAGAGUUUACAUUCCAAAAGACGAAGUAUUGGAUCCAGUUUAUGUUCCACCAAGAUACACGUACGAAGAACUUGAAAAUAUUGUUGAAUUUUAUCAAGCUUCUGCAUUUGUAUUUGGAGACAAGGAAGAUUUUAUGGAGGAUUUACUAUUUAUGAGCGGUGGUGUUCCUCAUAGAGUGUUCAAACAUAUGUCUUUAUUCUAA
Naegleria fowleri is the source of this 3060-nucleotide messenger RNA. RefSeq lists its product as uncharacterized. Gene Ontology annotation, cellular component: mitochondrial small ribosomal subunit. NCBI's taxonomy places the organism in Eukaryota, Heterolobosea, Eutetramitea, Acrasida, Naegleriidae. The coding region runs from base 1 to 3060 and encodes 1019 amino acids. Gene Ontology annotation, molecular function: structural constituent of ribosome. The transcript has a single exon. The record is from RefSeq and is a predicted model, not a curated record.